This is a messenger RNA of Phlebotomus argentipes, 740 nucleotides long. It is a transcript of the gene Mesh1, whose product is annotated as guanosine-3',5'-bis(diphosphate) 3'-pyrophosphohydrolase MESH1. The record is from RefSeq and is a predicted model, not a curated record. The coding region runs from base 195 to 740 and encodes 181 amino acids. Gene Ontology annotation, molecular function: guanosine-3',5'-bis(diphosphate) 3'-diphosphatase activity. The transcript has 3 exons. Lineage: Eukaryota; Metazoa; Arthropoda; Insecta; Diptera; Psychodidae.
AGACGCGGCAGUUCAACAUAACACAGAUUGUACACUUUGUUUACCCUUCUUCAGUUCAGUGUCUGACAACGAGGGGAUAAGGAAAAGCCAGUCGAGCCUGAAGAUAGCGCAAUUCUGCAGUAUUGCGAAAAUUUCUGCGCCCUCUCGUGAGCAAUAGUCUUCAGCGACAUCUACAGUUGGCCAUUUUAGAAAGCAUGUCUUCCAUGGAGGAAAGUUUGAAAAUGUACACAAAAUGUGUAAAUUUUGCUGCUGUGAAGCACAAGGAUCAGCGGCGAAAGGACAAGGAUGGAACCCCCUAUAUAAAUCAUCCAGUCGGUGUGGCUUACAUCCUGACCGACGAGGCGGGAAUCUGGGAUCUUCCAGUGUUGCUGGCGGCAAUUCUGCACGACACCGUUGAGGACACAGAAACAACUUUUGAGGAAAUUGAGGAACACUUUGGGACGCAAGUUCGCAACGUAGUGGCGGAGGUGACGGACGAUAAAACCCUCCCGAAGGAUGUGAGGAAAGCCAAACAGAUUGAAAAUGCUGCCAAAUCCUCUUAUGAGGCUCGAUUAGUGAAGCUUGCCGACAAAUUGUACAACUUGAGGGAUCUCCAGAGAUGUCUGCCGGUGGGAUGGACAGAUGGCAGACGGAAGGAGUACUUCAGGUGGGCCAAGGCGGUCGUUGACAAUCUCAGAGGGACAAAUGCAAUUCUCGAAGAGGCUCUUGAUGUCAUAUUCCGGUGUGAAAAGCUCAUUUGA